AUGUGUGCUUAUGACGAUAGGACCGGACUCCCUCCACAUCCUAGGGUCAUUGGCGGCUCUGUAGGUUGCAACACGUGGCUGGUUGAUCCUUACAAUCCAAGUGUUCUGAUGCCCAUCGGCGGCAUGGGCGAGCUCCUCGUCCAGGGUCCGAUCAUGGCUCGCGGAUAUAUCAACAACUCUGACAAGACGAAAGAGGCCUUUGUGGACACUGGCCUUCUACUGGUGCCUGGACUCUCCCGUACGAAGAGCCUCAAGGCCGUAGUCCUCGACGUCCUACUACCCAUGGCCGCACACAUCUUCUCCGCCGUGUUCUUUGACAGGGCAGUACCCACGUUCCACACUGAGACUCAUGGACGAGACCACUCGCAAGAUAUGACGGCUUCAGUGCAUGAAACAGUCGGUUGGUUCACUGCAAUUGCCCCCUUUGUGCUUGACGCCCCGAGUGAUUACAUUGACUCUGCCAUCCUUAUCAAAGAGAUCCGUCGUGCUAUACCAGGUCUGGGAGUGCCCUACUUCACAGCCAAAGCACUUCGAAGGUCACAGACUCUACCGGUGGAGAUCCUGUUCAACUAUCUCGGCCGGUUCCAACAGCUCGAGCGCGGCAAUGGGCUUUUCGAGUCUCUUCCAAGGUCCUUGAGCCCUAUCGAUUUCAACCUUUCAGCUACCCGCCUAUCAGUUGUUGAUACCUCUACCGUCGUGGAGACAAGAUGCUUUGACCGUCUCUUGGAAUUAUGGUGCACAGAUUCAGCAUCAGGACAGAUUGUCUAA
Messenger RNA from Fusarium proliferatum ET1, 768 nucleotides. RefSeq lists its product as uncharacterized. NCBI's taxonomy places the organism in Eukaryota, Fungi, Ascomycota, Sordariomycetes, Hypocreales, Nectriaceae. Bases 1 to 768 code for a protein of 255 amino acids. The record is from RefSeq and is a predicted model, not a curated record. The transcript has 2 exons.